Messenger RNA from Galdieria sulphuraria, 1141 nucleotides. Its product is annotated as 60S ribosomal protein L22 isoform 2. Gene Ontology annotation, biological process: cytoplasmic translation. Gene Ontology annotation, cellular component: ribosome. Lineage: Eukaryota; Rhodophyta; Bangiophyceae; Galdieriales; Galdieriaceae. Gene Ontology annotation, molecular function: structural constituent of ribosome; RNA binding. The record is from RefSeq and is a predicted model, not a curated record. The transcript is spliced from 2 exons. The coding region runs from base 119 to 550 and encodes 143 amino acids.
GCCUUCCUUCUGUGUAAACAUAGCAAACUGGAUAACCAGAAGAAGGAUAAUUGAAAUGUCAUAAAUAGAAAUUUAUUGUCGAAGCGGAAUUGGGCAGCAACGUCGACGGUUGUUAGUCAUGGCAGUAAAGAGUAAACGUGUAAGUGAAUACUAUACUUCACAUGAAGUAGUUGACGUAAGAAAGGAACGCAAGGUAAAAAGGGGCAAAAAGAUUUCCCGCAAUUUCACAAUUGACUGCAGUAAUCCCGUUGAAGAUGGAAUCUUUGACGUUUCGUCCUUUGAGAAGUUUCUACAGGAUCGCAUAAAAGUUGACGGCAAACCUGGAAAUUUGAAGGAUGUCAUCAAGGUCACAAGAGUGGAGUCAAAACUGCAAGUAACUGCAGAAAUUCGUCUAUCAAAACGUUACUUAAAAUACCUCACAAAGAAAUAUCUUAAGAAACAGCAGCUUCGUGACUGGCUUCAUGUCGUUGCUUGUAGCAAAAACGCAUAUGAACUUCGCUACUUCAAUAUUUCUGAGGAGGGAGAACAGGAGGAGAGUGAUGAAGAAUAAAGCCAAAAUAUUUUAGCUUUGCUCGUUUCAUUCAUAGAUGAACCCUUUACACAGUAAACUAACUGAGUUUUUGACUAUUUUUUCAGGUUAUGUUUUCAACUUGGAAACGAGUGUCGGACCGAGUCUGAAAGUAUUUUCGCGAUUACACUCUCUCGGGAAGCGUUCAGAAUUCUUAUCUAUUUCUUUCGUUACUAUGUUGAAGUUUAACAACACUUAAUAUUAUCAGAAAUUUCGGUUGUCCGAUUGUGAUUUAAUCCUGCUCAGUAGCUUAACUUGAAGUUAUGUACUUGAGGAGUUCCUAGAAAUGAAGAGGCAGUUUGGUUUGAAAAAAAUUUAUGUCAACCUGCAAAGUUUGCCCUUGUUGUAUUUCGAGCAAGAUACUCAUCCCAUUUCAAGCAAGUGUCUUGCGUUCGUUUUCGAACAGUUGGCUUUUGCUUAUCAAAGGUCAACAUUAUAAAGUAGAGAUGGAAGUUUAUCUUUUUGUGGAAAGGAAGAUGGCUAGGCAGCAAAGGACAAAUGUGCUGAGAUCAUACAAAGGUUUGAGAAGGUGAAAAGCUUGCGAGGCAGCGUAAUAAACAACUCUUUAGUAAC